Molecule: messenger RNA, 714 nt
Organism: Mya arenaria
Lineage: Eukaryota; Metazoa; Mollusca; Bivalvia; Myida; Myidae
Product: semaphorin-5A-like
Exons: 5
Coding region: 1-714 (237 amino acids)
Molecular function (GO): protein binding
Source: RefSeq, a predicted model, not a curated record
AUGGGAAAGCCUAACUUAACAGAAAUAUUUCGUUCUUUUUUGUACAUUUUCUUUUGCAUUCUAAGUUUAAGAAACCUUUUAUACGAUAUUUCUUCGUUAAAUCUGCUCAACGCAUUUUUACACAAUAACAUGUUACAAUUCGGCUGGUUACCUUGGUCAGAGUGGAGUCAGUGUUCCGGUAGCUGUGGUGAUGGCAUGAAAACGAGGCAAAGGACAUGUCAGAACGCCGCUAUGUCUCACCUCUUAGGAAAUUGCACCGGCCAGAAUGUUGAGCUGGUUCAAUGCAGCCAAUGGAACUGCUCAGCAACAGUACUGUUUCGAGCGCGGGAAGUCGCUGAUUACACCCUGUCAACUAUUAACCAGACAAUCAUCUUCUCCGAAAUGCUAUUCAAUGUUGGGGAAGGGUACAAUUCCUCAACGGGAAAAUUUACAGCACCAGUCACGGGUAUCUACCUGUUCACUGUUAACCUGUGUCCUUUACGAUCUGGAUAUAUAUUCUACGCCGUUGUGGCCAAGGAAGACGUGGUGGCAAAUGGACAUUCGUUCAAUGUUUCCGGCUACAAUUGUGUUUCCGGAAACACCAUCGUGCAGAUUAACGCCAAUGACAUAGUCUACGUCAAAUCCACAUACAAUCUGGACAAACUGUUGCACAAUGAACUUCAUGAUCGUUAUGACGCAAAAUCGAAUUCCUUUUCAGGCGUCCUUCUUCAUUAA